UAUAUACCCCCUGUUGGCGUCACGCUUUCCCUCUGCAAAUUAGGGUUUUGGUAUUCCGCAGACCAGAGGCAGGAGCUUCAAACCAAACUCUAAAAUGGUGAAAGGUCGUCAAGGAGAGCGCGUGAGACUUUAUGUUCGAGGAACCAUCCUCGGGUACAAAAGGUCGAAAUCGAACCAGUACCCAAGCACGUCGCUGGUACAGAUCGAGGGUGUGAACACCAAGGAGGAGGUUGCGUGGUACGCUGGGAAGCGAAUGGCCUACAUAUACAAGGCCAAGGUGAAGAAGAAUGGCACCCAUUAUCGCUGUAUUUGGGGCAAAGUAUCUCGACCUCACGGUAACAGUGGCGUUGUUCGUGCAAAGUUCAAGUCUAAUCUUCCACCAAAAUCCAUGGGAACUAGGGUUAGGGUUUUCAUGUAUCCCAGCAACAUAUAAGGUUGUGUGGUUUUUAGAGAUGCAAGACUUGGGAUUUACUAUGGAUCUUUGAGUUUGCUAUUGCUGUAUAUUAACAGCUAAGUUUUAAUAUUUUGAACUUAUUAUUUGUACUAGCCCACAGUUUUUCCUUUGCCCAUUUAGUUAUAAUGGAUUGUAGAAGUAAUGACUGAAUGGCUACAAUUUGUUAUGACUUAAGAACUUUGUUGUUUGAAGAUGUGUUUUCUUUUACUAUCAAUUUUGAUACACCUUGGAGUAUAUAUUGUGUCAGGCACAGUGGAAACACCACCUGCCUGUUG
Molecule: messenger RNA, 729 nt
Organism: Tripterygium wilfordii
Lineage: Eukaryota; Viridiplantae; Streptophyta; Magnoliopsida; Celastrales; Celastraceae
Product: 60S ribosomal protein L35a-1
Exons: 5
Coding region: 95-433 (112 amino acids)
Biological process (GO): ribosomal large subunit biogenesis; cytoplasmic translation
Cellular component (GO): ribosome; cytosolic large ribosomal subunit
Molecular function (GO): structural constituent of ribosome
Source: RefSeq, a predicted model, not a curated record